Molecule: messenger RNA, 966 nt
Organism: Cryptococcus deneoformans JEC21
Lineage: Eukaryota; Fungi; Basidiomycota; Tremellomycetes; Tremellales; Cryptococcaceae
Exons: 1
Coding region: 171-650 (159 amino acids)
Source: RefSeq, a predicted model, not a curated record
GCCAACAACCUUUUUCUUCGGCUGAAGUAGGUAGCAGAAUUCCUCCCCUUGAGGAUAGCAUCCUAUGAUCUGUGAAAUAUCUUCAUUGAUUGACAAGCAACUGUGAUCUCAUCUCACGCAUUCUCCCCUCGUUACUCUCACAUAUCCCAUAGGCAUAGGACUGUAUAAUCAUGACCACCACUUCUCACACAUCAUCUUCCAUAGCCGAUCAAGCCAUUGAUCUCAUUCCGCAGCUUUCGGCGGCUACUGGCAAGGACUUUGGCACCACUUUAGCUCAAUUCAGCCAAUAUGCAUUUGAGCUCUCAACUGCUUCAGAAGCUGAGAAAAUCUAUGCGACUUCUGUCUUGAAGGAAGCAUGGUCACAGUUGAAUCUGGACAAGGUAACAGACCACCAAGUGCCCGAAAUUGUAAAAGUCUGGGCCCGAAGGAAACCUCAAGAGGGAGAGGUAAUCCGAGCUCAGGUAAAAAGCGCGAUUAGCAAGGCCAAAGAAACCCUGGAAUCAUUCAAAGGGUCUUCAAUCAGUGAUGGACGGCUGAGGGAUGGCUUAAGCGAUCUAGUCAACAAGUUUUGUUUCGAUGCUUUGAGCGAUUGCAACAACACUGCCACGGCUACAAACUAUGUAAGCCAUUUCUUCUUCUUCUUGUAUUAACAGACAUUCGAGCCUCCCGUUAAUAUGGAUAUGGCCUUAAAAGGGCGGGAGCAACUCAUGCUAUACAAGCUCCUGCGGUCAAGGGUCGUGGGGCAGCAGCUUCAGCACGCAGUCGGGCACUUCCCGACACACCCCGACAAGCCUGAGAAUCAGUUUGUGUAGUAGCAAAGAGCUUUCCUGGCUUGAGGAGUCAGCAGUUUCCGAGGGACAUCCUUCAUUGUUACUUUCGCUCUCUUCAACAUCUGUAGUUGCUUAUUAGUUUUGCCGCAAAGACCAUUGCUUUUUUUGACUUCAUAUUUGAGUGAACAAUUAUUAU